GAUAAGCGGUUUCAGUCAAUCCUGUGUGUGUGUGUACAAAUAGUCACGGCCGAAUACUACGUCUCGUGUGCGCGCGCGUGUCACGGGAAAUGCAUCUAUUCAUUGACUAAAACAUCUUAAAAAGCCACAUAUCCAUUAAGGUUACGUUGCUCAGUUAAUUUCUAAAAACUUUUUAAUUUGUCCGUUUUUAGAGGUAAUUUUAUUUUUUGACAAAUUAGAUUAUUAAAUAGUUCUGGCCAUGAAGCAUACUUCUCAGUGGCUGCUACAGUUUCUCCAGAAAGUAGCUUAUUGAAGGAUGAGUCCUACUGCACUUCACUGAAAUUACGCUGUAAUAUCUAUAAAUGAGGCUAUAUAAAUUAAAUGCGCAAAAUUGUAGUCAAGUACGGUAAUUCCAAUAAGAGGCGCCGCCGUCGGUAUGGAUGACGAAAUUCAGUAUGAGGAGCAUUAUUGGAGGACCUAUAGGAUCACGUGACAUUGACAUUGGCUUCUUAAAGUAACUUGACAGAGGUGUAUUUGUAAGUAGUUUCGUAGAGGGCUUCAACUUUUUUUUUUUUUGGAGAGCCCUGUGAGAGUUGGACGCGUCUGAGAUAAAAAUGUCCUUCUGUUCGUUUUCGGGUGGGGAGGUUUUUAAAGCCCACUUCAAAACAGGUGUCUAUGUAUGUUCAAAAUGCGGCAAUGAGCUGUUCUCCAGCAGGUCCAAGUUUAAACACUCGUCCCCAUGGCCCGCCUUCUCUGAGACCAUACAUGAGAAUAGUGUGUCCAAGUACCUGGAACGUCCCGGAGCCUUUAAGGUGAGCUGUGGGAAGUGUGGCAACGGUCUGGGCCACGAAUUCUUGAAUGAUGGGCCUCAGAAAGGCACAUCCCGAUUCUGAAUAUUUAGCAGCUCACUGAAGUUCGUCUCCAAAGACGCAGUUGACGGACAGUAGAGUGAGUGCAGUUCCUGGCCCAUAAAGCAUGAGUGCCCUGUUCACUUCAGAGGUGCAGUCAUUCAUGAAGUGUGCUGGAAAAAGGCCUGAUGGGAUAUCCAGGGCGCAGAUGUCUUAAAGUGACUGCACAGAGAGGAAGACCAGGGUCUCUAUCAGCGUGUGAUUGCUUCUCUUCCUGCAUUUAUCACAUUGCCUCUUCUGCUUUUAUAUUUUCAUUAUUUUUUUUGGCUGACACUUUUCUAUGAAGUAACUUACAAUGUUAAUUUACCCACAGGGAUUUACCCAUUUGUAGAGAAGGGUAGUUCUUACUAUAUUAAUUACAGUAAACACCUAUAUUAAGGGUUCUGCAAUAGAAAGUGAGACUCAAACCUGGGUCCUUCAAGUGCAAGGCAGCAGCUUUAACCACUACUCCGCCUGCUGUCCCAUGUGAGCAUUGCAGUAGUCUCAGAUGACGUGUUUAUUUGCUGUAGCUUUUUGGAGGGGUAGGGUAGAGUGCGCUGAUACCAUUAUUAUAUAGGGCUUUUGUUGUGGUAUUUACUUCAUAACUGAAACUCUGCUGUAGUGUCUUGGUUCCUGGGUUCAAGUUCACAUUGCUAAUGUGUAUCACCACACCUUUGGAUGCUCAUUUGCUGUAGCACUACAGUUAUAUGAAAUAUUUUAAUAAAAGUUUAAUAAAA
Scleropages formosus (Asian bonytongue) is the source of this 1603-nucleotide messenger RNA. RefSeq names its product methionine sulfoxide reductase B1a (gene msrb1a). The record is from RefSeq and is a predicted model, not a curated record. Gene Ontology annotation, molecular function: peptide-methionine (R)-S-oxide reductase activity. NCBI's taxonomy places the organism in Eukaryota, Metazoa, Chordata, Actinopteri, Osteoglossiformes, Osteoglossidae. Gene Ontology annotation, cellular component: nucleus. The transcript has 4 exons. Gene Ontology annotation, biological process: protein repair.